Molecule: messenger RNA, 786 nt
Organism: Gordionus sp. m RMFG-2023
Lineage: Eukaryota; Metazoa; Nematomorpha; Gordioida; Chordodea; Parachordodidae
Product: mediator of RNA polymerase II transcription subunit 7-B-like
Exons: 2
Coding region: 5-730 (241 amino acids)
Biological process (GO): regulation of transcription by RNA polymerase II
Cellular component (GO): mediator complex; core mediator complex
Molecular function (GO): transcription coregulator activity
Source: RefSeq, a predicted model, not a curated record
UCGAAUGGAUGCAAUAAGUUCUUUCCCUUUACCACCUUACAUAUACAUUAAUAAAUACACCACUGAAAAUCUUCGUAGUAAUGAUAAAUCACUCAAACUUGAACCUCCUUUACCACCUACGGAUAAGUACGUUUCUUUUGGAAAUAUCUAUGAUGUCAAUGAAAUUCCAAUGAUGUCCCUAGAAUAUCACGGAAUUAAACGUUUAUAUCCUAUAAAAUAUAAUCGCAAAUUUGAAUUGGAAAAAAUUUUAAAAUCAAUAAUAACCAAUUAUUUUGAUUUGAUUGAUAUAUUAGUUAACAAUCCUGAUUCUGUUGAAAGAAUAGAGAAGCUGGAGGAUAUAAAUCUUCUGUAUAUACACAUUAGUCAUUUAAUAAAUGAAUAUCGUCCUCUUCAAGCUAAAUAUUUUUUGAAUGGAUUGAUGGAAAAACAGUUGUCUGAAAGAAAACUCAUUAUCAAUGAUCUUAAAGAAAAUUUAGAAAAAACCAAAAAUGUGAUUCACGCCAUGAAAUUUCUUUUGCCCAACGACGAUAUCAUUAAAAGCGUCACGGCCACGUUUCCGCCUACGGAAAAGAACGAAAAGGCGGCGCGGAGAAAAAAGGAGAGUCAAGCUUCGGAGAGGAAUUCCAGCGCCGUUGCCGAAAUACCCCUCGACGACAAAUGCGUCGAUAAUAUGGAACUAUAUAAUACUAAAGACCUCAUAUUAUAUAAGGCCAGUUUAGAUCUGACGUGAUUUUAAGGAGGGAAAAAAAACUAAAUUUCUUUAAUAUAUUAAUUUGUACCGAUAAA